CUGUAGACAAUACUUAAAGUUUUAAACAGAGUAGUAGCAGAAAACAUAUGUGAUUGGAUGAGGGAGAUAAUGGCAGAACAAGAAUACCAAAUAGUUCCUUUUCCUGAUGAUAUCAAAUGCACAGAUUUUGAUCCUCACUUUGUCUGGGGUGCUUCCACAUCUGCCUAUCAGAUUGAAGGCGCUGCAUCUGAUGGUGGUAGGGGCCCAAGUAUUUGGGAUGUUUUCUGUCUCACAAACCCAGGACGCAUUGUUGGUGGCGAUAAUGGAAACAAUGCUGUUAAUGCAUACUAUAAAACAAAGGAAGAUGUGCAGACUAUGAAGAAAAUGGGCCUGAAAGCAUACCGAUUCUCAAUUUCAUGGAGUAGAAUAUUACCAGGAGGAAAAUUGUGUUUGGGCAUCAACCAAGAGGGGGUCGACUACUACAAUAACCUAAUCAAUGAGCUUUUAGCCAAUGAAAUUGAGCCAUAUGUCACUCUAUGGCAUUGGGACACACCCAAUGUCUUGGAAGGUGAAUAUAUGGGUUUCUUAUGUGACAAAAUUAUAUCUGACUUCACAAAUUAUGCUGAAUUUUGCUUCUGGGAGUUCGGUGACCGGGUUAAGCACUGGACCACGUUGAACGAACCCCAUUCUUACUGUGAGAAGGGAUACACUAAGGGCACAUUUGCACCUGGAAGGGGAGGUGAAGAUGAGCCCGGGAAUCCUGCCACAGAGCCGUAUAUAGUAGCACACAACCUACUCCUUUCCCAUGCAAAUGUUGUUAGUUUGUACCGCAGGAGAUUUCAAGCAAGUCAAGGGGGGGAAAUUGGGAUUACACUCAAUACGAAGUUUUAUGAGCCCCUUAACUCAGAACUUCAGGAUGACAUUGAUGCAGCCCUCAGAGGCAUAGACUUCAUGUUCGGAUGGUUCAUGAAACCAUUGUUUAGUGGUAAAUACCCAGAUUCAAUGAUUGAGAAUGUUACUGAUGGUCGUUUACCUAAGUUUACUAAAGAACAAUCGAAGUUAUUGAAAGGAUCAUAUGAUUUUCUCGGGUUGAACUAUUAUGUUUCCCAAUAUGCCACCACCGCACCACCAACCAAUGUUGUUUCCAACCUCACAGAUAGCAAGGUUCUUGAGCAACCAGACGAUCUAAAUGGGAUGCCUAUUGGAAUACAGGGUGGCUUGGACUGGCUCUAUUCAUAUCCACCUGGAUUUCGAAAAUUGCUAGUCUAUAUAAAAGAUAAUUAUGGAGAUCCAUUAAUUUACAUAACUGAAAAUGGGUGGGUUGAUAAAACCGAUAAUACAAAAACAGUUGAACAAGCUCGUGUUGAUCUUGAGCGGAUAGAAUAUCACAACAAACAUCUUCAAAGUUUACUAGAUGCAAUCAAAGCUGGUGUCAGAGUGAAAGGAUACUUUGUAUGGUCAUUGAUGGAUAACUUUGAAUGGGAUGAAGGUUAUUCAGCUCGUUUUGGACUAAUUUAUAUCGACUUUAAGAGUGGGAAAUAUUCAAGGUACCCAAAGAGCUCAGCAAUAUGGUACAAGCACUUUCUCCAUUAUGGUAAAACAUCUGUAGGCAAAACAAAGAACAAUCUUCUGGGUUACCAAACCUUCAAAGCGUCACAGAAAACAACAAAAUUCAAGUCCGAGAGCGACUGUUACUGUCUGGAUAUGCUUCUGCUUCUUCUGCCAAGGGUAAGGUCAUGGAAACUACUAGUAAAGGGACAAGUAUAAGGUAACUUGAUAAUACGAUUUGAAAGUAAAGAUGAAGAAAGGUAUAUAUUACGGAUAUUGGUUUCAUAAUAACCCAGGCGACAUGUAGCGCUGGAAUCAUUCGUCAGCAUAUUUAUAUCCCUUUUGGAGAAUUAUGUGUGUAUACAUAAUAUAUGUUCGAACCCUCUUGCCAGUAUGGUUGAUGGGCCAACUUAUUAUUUGGAUGGCGCUAAACCAAAUAUUCGUCCGAAUUAUCAAAUUUAUGUAUGGUUUCAAGGAUAUGUAAUCGCCUUGCCAGGUCUUGUAUGGAUUCUAAGGAUAUUUGGUUUAGCGAAUAAUACAUACCCAUCGACCCUUAAAAUA
Erigeron canadensis is the source of this 2049-nucleotide messenger RNA. Its product is annotated as beta-glucosidase 13-like. Gene Ontology annotation, molecular function: beta-glucosidase activity. The record is from RefSeq and is a predicted model, not a curated record. The coding region runs from base 58 to 1707 and encodes 549 amino acids. Lineage: Eukaryota; Viridiplantae; Streptophyta; Magnoliopsida; Asterales; Asteraceae. Gene Ontology annotation, biological process: carbohydrate metabolic process. The transcript has 14 exons.